AUCAGAUUGUGAAAUUCGAACAUGCUGAACACAGCAACUUGACAAAUUUCAACGGUUUUAUGAAAGAAAACAGUAAAACGGAGUGUUUACGAAACAUAAACGGUAAAGGACGUGUGCAUGGAUCCAAGGAUAGCUUGGUAUCCGCCUGAACAUUUGGGAUUGGCGCACGAUUUAUGGACAAGUAUCUGGGAGGCCGAGAUAGGCGUGGACAACAUGUCCCUCAACAAUUCAAAUCCAAAUUUGGACCAAAAAGCUCAAGAAUACAUUCCACUUAAUUAUGCUAAUAAUUUUGAUCAAAAAGUUGCCGUGAACAACAGACAAAAUAGCAUUCAAAACUCACAAAAUCAGUACAAGAGAAAACGGGAUAACAAGGCAAGCACUUAUGGUUUGAAUCAUUCAUCAAACAAACAUUUUCUCAGAGAAGAUGGUGGACUAACACCCUGGAAACCCCGUGGAAAAUUGUACAAGCUUCCAGGACAUAUUGGGCUUCAUGAUGAGAUCAAAGACUUCUAUGAAUAUAUGUCACCGACGCCGGAGGAGGCCAAUAUGAGAUCUGAUGUUGUUGAUAGGAUAAGAAACGUCAUCAGUGGUCUCUGGUCCAAAGCAGAAGUGGAAAUAUUUGGGAGUUUUCGUACUGGUCUCUAUCUCCCCACAAGUGACAUUGACCUGGUUGUGUUUGGUAAGUGGGAAAAGUUGCCGCUUCACACACUAGAGGAAGCUUUGCUAGACAAGGGGAUUACAGACAAGGAUAACAUCAAAGUACUCGAUAAAGCUUCAGUACCAAUUGUCAAGUUAACAGAUCUACAAACUGAUAUAAAAGUGGAUAUUAGUUUCAAUGUUCCAAACAGCGUCAAAAGUGCCAAACUUAUCAUGAAAUUCAUGGAAGAAUACCCAAUCUUGAAGUACCUUGUUCUUGUUUUGAAGCAGUUUUUACUUCAGCGAGAUCUUAAUGAAGUCUUUACUGGAGGAAUCUCAUCUUACAGUCUCAUCCUGCUGACUGUCAGCUUUCUACAGCUGAAUCCUCGAGAGGAUGCCACAAAUCCCAAGAUCAACUUAGGUAUCAUGCUCAUAGAGUUCUUCGAGUUAUAUGGGCGACAUUUCAACUACCUGAACACAGGUAUCCGUAUCAAAAAUGGAGGAGCAUAUGUGCCAAAGGAUGACAUCACACGGGAGAUGGACAACGGACAUAGGCCUUCCUUGCUGUGUAUAGAGGAUCCUCUAACACCCGGCAAUGAUAUAGGCCGAAGUUCUUACGGUGCCAUGCAGGUAAAGCAAGCUUUUGAGUAUGCCUACCUACAACUACAAUAUGCUCUUGCUCCACAGAACUACCACCUUCUCAAUGGACCUCAAAGUAUUUUAGGACGUAUUGUUCGAGUUACAGAAGAGGUUCAGGACUACAGGAGAUGGAUAAAAGAAAAUUUUCCAGUUAAAAUCCAAGAAGUGAGUAGAGUGGAAUCAAAGACAAGGACAUACGCUAGUGUUGCGACAUCCACGUCCAAUCCUAAAUCCAAGCUAGAUAAUGACAACAACAAUGGGCCAGUCCUUAUUGAAGAUCAGAAACAGAAGGCUGUGGAGAGUGAGAACUCUGAUUCUAGUGGUAACAGUUCAGUUUGCCGGUCCUCAUCUUCUAGUGUCUGCAGUGCAGGUUCAAGUCCCAGUCUGGAUAGUGAACCGGAUUCAGACGCAGAGACGGCCUCGUCAGAGAAGAAAGCUCUUGUCCCAAAUGUUGUUGAAAAACCCAGUGAAUCAAUUCGUGAGUUUCGCAACAGCCGAGACCAACAGAAGCAAGUUCAAAGCUUUAGCCCACAGAGUCGUGAUGGAAGUUCGAGUAGUGUAUCAUCGAACCGCUCGACAGCUUCUAUUUCGAACUAUCGUCCAAGCUCAGUUAAUAAUAAUUACAGCAAUAAUUAUCCGUAUCAUGAGCAUAAUCACAAUAGAAACAGUGAACAUGGUGGCUAUUACUAUGCUGGUUCUCGGCCGCAAAGUUCCACGCAUAGUAAUAAAUACUACUAUAAGCAACAUCAGAAUGGUAACCAGGGCAGCAAAAAUACACAUCAUCAUCCUUCUACACGUAGACGGAGAAGAAAUAGCUCUAAUGGCAGUAAAACAGUGAAAGAAUUUUCUAGCAAAGACAGAAAUCAACAUGGCAAUGGUAGUUACUCUUCAGCUAGCGCAUCAAGGUAACCCAUCUGGAAAGCCCAAAUCUUGGGCGCAUAAAAACUGCAGCUGGGCGUGUGUAAAUACUUCUCAACAGCAACAGAAAUCAUAUUUUAGUCUUUAGUGGAAAGCGUUUCUCCCUGUUUUUAUGAAUAUGGGGUAAUUAUUUAUGAAAUAUGGACAUCAGGUGUGUUUAUUCUUUCAUUGGAUCAUAAAGAAUACUAUUUUGAAAUCUGCAUUUAUAUACUAAUAAGAAUUGUGUAGUAUUAGUUGUUUAAGAAACAAAGGUUGAAACGUAAGAGAAAAGGAGACUGUGUAAUGAUAUAAGGUAUCUUCUGGUUAUAUUAUGGUUUUUCACAUUAAUUUUGGAGUUUUAAUAAUGUUUUUAUUGAUGUAAGUAAGCAUUCAGUUUUAUUUCUUUUAUUAGAAAGAUGGUAUGUAAAUGAAAAAAAAAAAAGAAGUGAACUUUGCAAUAGAAUAAUUUACUGUAAGGGUCUUUUGUUGUGAGGUUGAUUCAUUCAUUGAUAUCACUAGGCCUCAGAAAGAUACUUCUAUAUUUCAUUAAGACAUAAGGGAAAUAAGCUUGCGUCAUUAAUCCUUGUCAAUACUUUAACAGUAAUGUUUUAAUGACUUUUACGAAAAGUUUGCUGUAUUGAUUAUUCUUUUGUGAGAAGAGUAAUCAAUUUUGGUUGGUUAGUUUUAGGAUUUUAAUUCAGUUUUAACCAGUCGGAUAACUUCUAACAAAAGUGAAAGAUAAUAGAACAAAUGAACCGCGCCAUGAGAAAACCAACAUAGUGUCUUAGCGACCAGCAUGGAUCCAGACCAGCCUGCGCAUCCGCGCAGUCUGGUCAGGAUCCAUGCUGCUCGCUAACUGUUUCUCUAAUUGCAAUAGGCUUUGAAAGCGAACAGCAUGGAUCCUAACCAGACUGCGCGUAUGCGCAGGCUGGUCUGGAUCCAUGCUGGUCGCAAAGCCACUAUGUUGGUUUUCUCAUGGCACGGCUCAAAUCUACUUCCUGUAAACCUGAUAUGUAACUGGGCUUGCUGCAUGUCUCUGUUGCUUUAUUCAAGGUAAAUGUUCAUUUUAUCUAGUCUUACUUAACACUUACAUUCUAUAUUAUAUUCUGAAUACAUAUAUAUUAUGUGCAUUUAUAGUGUUUGAACAGGCUGUCUAUAUACUUGGUGCUAAAACAGGUUCUUUAAUGAAGUUGACGAUGAAUCAAAUACAGUGUUGAUUAGACUUGAAUUUUCAUAGUAGUCAAAGAAACCUAACUGCUUGUUACAGAAAAAAAUGGUCCUUUUUAUGCAUUAGUCUAAAACAAGCAAAAAUAAAAAGGGUACAUCGUUAGCAAAAUGUUUAAACUUUGAUACUUGAAAUUUUUCAUAUAGUAGAGCUGAUGUCAUCCUUUCAUCUGUGUGUCUGCGUCAGAACUUUUGCAUGUUAGAAGGUUUUUCUAAAUUUACUAGGCCUAAUGCUUUCAGUUAUCACACAAACAGCAUCUAGAGAUACUCUCACAAGACAAACUUGAUAUUAUAAACUCGAGACUUACUUUUUUCGUGAAAGUUAUGCCCCGCUUUAACUAAGAAUUUCAGGUUAAAGUUUUGCAUGUAGACUGGGCCAAAUGCUUGCAAACUUCACACAUGUCUUUGGCAUAAUAAGAUGACCUCCAAGGACAAGUUGCAUAUCUCUAGUUUGUAAUAUGUCAAAAUUAUGCCCCUUUUAAACUUGCAAUUUCAGGCUUAAGCUGUGCAUAUACAUUUAGGCUUUUCAAAAACUACUGGGCCAAAUAUGUCUUUCAAAUGAUAUAAGAAGGAUUCUUGGUGUAUUAACCCUGCAUUAUCUUGAAAAGAGUAUUAAGCAGUAUUUCAUGGUAAUGACAUAAUAUUUAAAGAAAGUAAAAUCACUGUCUUCUGGAGAAUGCACAACUCUGUAUGCAGUAUUAAAAAUUCAGCUGCAUUGUUUUACAGAAAAACUGGUCAUUUGUUGCUGCUUUUUAUGAUGCAGUAUUUUUUCUCAUUGUCUAUUUAAACUAUAAUUGUUGAUCGUGUUAGAAUUGUUUGGAAAAUUGAGAUUUAAAAGGAAAUACAGUAUGACUUGGUGAAUAGAAAUUGUGUUCUUCUGUUAUGAGUAAGAAUGGCUUUAAAAUGAUAAAAGUGACAUUCAGUGGAAAUUUUUCAUACAGCUGAACGAAAUUUUAGAGGAUUUUUUUUUUUAUAUUUCAGUCUGGCCUCACGUUUAAAAACCUGAGUUCUGAGACCAGUCUAAGAGUGCUUCCUUGUCAUUGGUCAUUUUCAAGGUUGUGCUUUGAAACAACCAGUGAGAUGCUGUCGGUUUUAGACUGAUCUCUAAUCUCAGGUUUUAUAACAUUUGGCAAUUUUGUGUCAUCCUAGAUAAGGGAGAUGCUUGAAAAUGAACUAGCAAGGUUACUGUUUUACUGGCAAUAAAGAUUUUGUUUGCUGUCGUUUUCAUACCCAGUAGUUUUAGGAUAUAUAUAUAUAUAUACACACUUAACACAUCUUCUAAUGUAACAGUUAGUUUUUUUGCAAAUAUUUGUUACAUGAAGUUCAUUUUUGAAAUUUGGCAUAUGUUUAAACAAUUAUAUAAUGAGUCAUAAAGAAAUUAUAUUAAAAUAUUUUUGAGCCCUCAUGAAAUUUACUUAUAAAUUUAAGACAAUCUCCAUUAUUAAAAGUCACAAAAACAAAUGUAUUGUAUAUUGUUUAACAAGUAAACUUCAUUAUAGCACAAAAACAAAUCCUUAAUGUACAAUAAGACUAUUGUUUUGUCCAAGGCAGAACCUUUUUCAUAUUUUUGAGAAAAGUAAGUGUCUACACCUUGGUGUGCAUUUAAUAAAGUUUUGCUUAUUUACAACAACUCACUUUCACGUUUAGGGUACUAUUGCCAAAAUCUUACAUACUCUUAAUCAAGAAAGUGUUGCAGGAAUAAAGCAAAAGUCAAUAAACCACAUAAUAAAUACUUGUUUGAAUACUCAAAUGUUCAUUUCAUUCAUCCAUUACAAAAAUGUCUAGGGGAGAGCUACCCCUCUUCCAAAACAUUUUGAACUUCAUGGGGUCAUACUGCAGAAGAAUGUAAAAUUAAGUACUUAAUUUCGAUGGUCACUUUCAAGAAAUACAGUAUAAAACUUAGAUUGUACAUAGCUCCAAUUUACCAUGAAAAUACGAGUGAACUACUUGAAGAAUUGCAGUUUAUAUAUCAAUUCUCAAUUUGUGACUUCCAACACGAGUAGAGGUAUUGAAAUUAAUAAAAUCUUGUGAUAGCAUAUUUUGAUUUUGCUGUAAUUUUGAAAUGUUAUUAAUAAUAGAAAUUUCUAAACGUGUUUAAAAUUUCAAAAAUGUUAAGUGAUUUAAAACAUAUAAGCAAAUAGCUAAUUGUUGCGUUGGAAGACUUGUAAAGUGCAUAUCGAGUCUUUGAUAUUAAAAUUGUUGAAUAUUUGAAUCUUAUACCCUGCAAAGAAAAGGAAAUGCAUAGUAGUACUACUUACAAUCUGGUACAUAAGUUUUUAAGUUUCAAAGCACUUUUAUGUUAACCUGUUGUAAAAGGUAAAAUAUGAAGCAGUGUAACUUGUUGAAAUAAUGAGAAAUAGGCUGAACUAUGCUGUAUUUGCAUUUUUGAAUUCAAUGAAUUUUUUCAGAGGAUACACUAUUUGUCUUGCUGGUACCCUUUGACAUGACAACACUCAAAUGAAAAUUCCAAAGUUGUUAAAUCGAGUAGCAUAAUGAUUUUUCACAUUUUAUCAUAGUCAGUGUAAAGCCAGGAAGUAAAUACGCCUGUGAUAUUAAAUUACAGUUCUUUUUUUCCCUCUAUAUAAGCACUGAUUUGUGCCAUGUUUUAGCAUUGUGGUUCUUUCACAGUCAGAAUAGAUAUGUUUGCUUCAGUGCUAUGCCCUAGUGUCAUAAAGGCUCUUUGUUUGAGAAGUUCUGGAAUCGUGAAAAAAAAAUUAGUUUGACCUAGUUUAUGUUGAAACAAUGACUAUGCAUUUCUUUUUCUCUUCAGUAAAAGUAAUUGUGAUCUGAGGUCCAGCCUAAAAGGAAGACCUGUUAUUUUUACACUGUGACUUUUUUUUGCAUAUUUUGCUUAUGCUCAAAUUAAACUGCGUAACUCAAAGUUGUGAAUUUGCCAAAUGGAUUAUAUUCUUUAGUCAUAUUCUUUAGUCAUUGUAAAUAAUUUCUGAAUUAUUGUGUUUUUUGUCAGCUCACUUGAUUUUUGCACUAGAAGCUUUUCUUAAAUUGAUAUAUCAAAACCAUGAAAAAGAUAUUUAUUUACUUAAGAAAGCCAAUUUUAGGCUAUUGAUCAACAAAUCAUGAAUGCCGCAUGGAUAUACAUGUAACUUGGCAAAGAUUAGAAUUAAAAGUUGAAUUGUAAGAAGAUGCAAGUUGCAAAGUAAGCACGUUUUCCUGUGAGAUUUAUAUUGUCUUCUUAGUAUAAACAAACUGUAGGAUUUUAUCUAUAUGAAGAAUUUUCUUUCUUUUGUAAAAAAAGAAAAAGUAAAGUUUUUAUGUUUGAAAGUUAAUAAUGUUCUUUUAAAACAAACACAAUUGCACUGAAGUGUCUUUUGAAAGUACUGUACAUGUAAAUAAUUCAUAUUUUGUAGAAGUGCUGAUCAAGUGAGCUGAUCAAAAGUAUUAAGUUCCUGUCACCUUUUAAUUAAAAUGUUUGCAGAUGUAUUUUUGAGAAAUUAAUGUUUGCAAGAAAUGACAUGCAUAGAUAUAAGACAAAAUGUUUGUGUAAAAAGAAUAUUUAUAAAUAAAGAUGAUAAAAAGCAUUCACCAAUCUCAGUUGGAAAGGGUGUAUUCAUAAGUGUCGGUACUUGUAUGAUAUACUUGUAUGUCAGCAUAAAAAAAUUAUACAAAUAAAGAGGCUAGAAAAUUAUAAAUGAAAAAAAUAUACUCAUUUCAUGUCACUGAAUAGUUGUAUAAGCUAAAAGCUUGUGAUUAUUUUAGCCAAAGGGAAAUGUACUUAAUGAUUGAAAAAUAAUUGAAGUUUAAUGUGCUGUAAAUGAUCUCAUUACAGAAAGUGCUUAUAAUUUAAACCUAUAUUAAGGUUGUAUAAAUAUGUGGCUAGAUUCUGAGGUACCAGCACAUUUGAAUUGCUUUGUGAAAACCGUUGAUUUAAGAAAGAAAGGUUGAAGCAGAUGAGUUAAAAAAGGAAGGCCCUUGAUUUUGAAUGAAUUCUAUUAUGAUAGGUUAUAUUAGAUUGAAGUAGAAAAAUGUAUUGAUGUAAAAUUAAAAAAAUGAGGUAUUUAUGUUUGCAUUAUUUGCUAGCUGAAGUUUUUCAUGACAAUAAAUACUGGUGAGAGUAGAAACUAGCCACUGUUUUAUUAGCCUUCAGACGUGAUGUAAAUAUAAUAUGAUAUAUUUGUGAUAAUAUCCUGUUGUAAGUUUACAUUGUAUGUAUGAACAAUAUGAAUUCUUGUUGGAUAGUGUAGAUAUUGACAGAAGAAAUGUUUUCAUUUAUGUUAAAUGUAUGUAAGGUAGAAGACCGGUAAUAGCACUCAGCAAUUUCUCUGCAGUUCUAUUCAAGGAGAAUAUGUCAAGUUCCAAUAGAUAUUAAAUUCCAGUUCUUUAUAAUGUUCUAUUUUACAGAUUUAUAUGGAAUAGGUUUUCAAAUAAAUGUGUAUUAACUUUCUAAAAGCAGAAUUGUAGCCGUUAAUUUUCAAAGUGCAACUUGGUUACAGACAGAAUUAUCAAGACUUUGGUACACAGGUUAAGCCAUUUCAUUUCAUCAUUAAAAUAUUGAAAGGUAGGUGUAUUUACAUUUAAAGUAUUGUAGAACUUGGAUUUAAUUGCCUUGUUUUGUUUCCAAAUAAAGGCAUAAAAAGUAUAAUGAUGCACCACAUGUAUACAUGUAGUUGGACAUUUGAUUUUUUAUAUUUACCUUUUUAGCAAGGGUUUUCAUAGAGCAUAAGCUGAUUAUUUGACAAAAUGUCAGAUAAAUUAUUAUUUGUCAAAUCCUCUAUACUGUGAAUUUUUUUAAAGAUGUUUAUUUACCAGUAAAGAAAUUCAGCAUAUCUGUUCUAUCUAUAGUUAGUAGGCCAAACAUUUACAUUUGACCCCUUUAGUUUUAUAUAAUUUUUUUUCAACUUUUAUUUUACACUAUAUUUUAUGAGUUUAUUUAUGUCUUUCUAUAAAAGAAAUGUGAAAAUGAUGUGCCACAACAUGCAAAAAGGCCCUGAAGUAAGGUAAUUUUACACAAGAAGAGUCAUAGUUUUGGGUCAGUAUGUAGUUCUGUUGUCCUGUCUGGAAAAUUGUUGACCUACGUAUAGACAAUUAAAAAAAAGUUCAUAUUGACUGAAACACAACUCUUCACUUGUCAUAUUAUAACCCAACAAAGUUCUGUCCCUUUGCACAUUGUUAAACUAAGUGGCAGUCAGUAUCAGUUUUUCAAGUCAUAAUUGUUUUGAGCACAGCAUUCUCAUUAAUCAAGUAAUAGUCUUUCAGCAGAGAUUAAAGUUCUACGUGAGAAACAAAGUAAAACAUAACAAUAUCAAUAUAAUACUGCAAAUUUCGAGGGUUCAGAGCGAAGCUAGACUAUCUGCUUCUAUUUCUAUAUACACUUUGACUAGUUUCGCUUUGAGCCCUCAAAUUGUCUUUCUUUUGAGGGUAAAAUAUCAUUAUAAGGUUUUCUAAAAAUCUGCAAUAAAGUGGUGAAUAAAAUGCCAUAUGGUGCUUUUUGUUAUAAUGUGAUACAUUAUCUACUGAAGUUGAUCUUACCUGCAGUAUUGCAUAACAAAAAAGGUACCUAGGAUUUAAAAUGUUAAGUAAGAAUGUUAAUUGUGAAGUUCGGAUGUUAACUGUUAUGUUAGAAUGUUAAAAAGAAAUGAUGGUAUAAUUUUGUAUAUCAGGAACUGAUCAUUGCAUAAAUGUAUGUAGUUUGCAGAAUUAGCAUAAAUGUAUAUCAUGAUUGUUUCGAUUAAAUUGCGAAUGUAUUUUAGCAGUGUUUAAAUGAAUUGUAGUGUUUGAUUGUGUUAAAAAAUGGUUGGUUAAAACAGGAUGGUUAAAGGGGCAUGUUUCCAGAUUCUAAUAUUAUUUUUAAUUGGAAGUGCUUUUUGGUCUUCAUUAUAGUAGCUUCAGAACCAAAUGUUUUCAUGUGAGGAAGCCAUCCAGCUAGUCUAUGGAAUAUUAGUAGUACUGUCAUGGUGCCAACACAUGCCUGAUAAUGUCCUGAUCUUCCACUUUUGAAAGCUGGAAAGUCUCCAUUUCGUCGCCUCAACGCGAAACUAGUCUAUGUGUAUAUAGAAAUAGAAGCAGAUAGACUAGUUUUGCGUUGAGGCCACGAUUUGACCUUAACUGUAUGUGUUUGACUGUACUUAACAACAAGUAGAAUGAUUUCAUUAGUAAGUUAUUUGAAAAGAUGGUUAUUUGUAAAGUGAUUCAUUGAGUUCCAGUGUUUAUAUAUAAAAACUCUCGAGUAGCCUUUUUAAAAAGUAGAAAAAGUCCCAGAAAGGAUGUAGUCAUUCAUCAGAAAUUUGAUGUUAAAAGAAGACAUAAAAUUGUUCAGUAUAUUGCUUUCAAAAGUACAAACUUAGAAAGCAUUGAUACCAGUAAUUGGUUUUUGGUAAUUAAAAUUCAUUGCUGUCUGUUGAAAAAAUCAAAACUUUGAUGCUUAGUCGGAAACUUGCCCUUUUAACCAGCAGUUUACUUUUUUAUAUGUAUAUACUUACAAUGCUUUGAUUCGUUUGUCUGACAAACUUGUUCUGCUAACAUGUGAUUUAAAUGAACAGGGUUAAUGGUUUUUGAUGAAUACUGAAUGAGACAUUCAAGUGUCUUGGAACUUUCAACAGCUGAAAUUAGACAAGAGUUUUUAAAUGCAUUUAUUUUUGCUAUAUCUUCUCAAAAAAUAUUUGGCUGAAAUUAUAUAGAAAGUGUUAUUUAAGAUAAAAAUAUGAUAUUCAUAGCCAUACAACAGUCGAGAAAAAUUCUGAAUGAACAAUUUAUUUUGAUUGAUUAUCCUGAUAUGUGUACUUUGGUAACAAAAAGAACAGUAUAAACCAUGGGUAAAUUUUCAUUAACUUUUCUCUGUUUUUUUUUCUUCAUUAUACCGAUCUUGAUCAACCAUCCUCAUUUUUGAAAUAAAUGAAGGCUUUUUAAGAACAUUUUACCAAAGACAUAGCAUGAUAUUACGCAUUUAAAUUCUUGAUUUAUAAAAUGAGUUAGUUAAAUAUGAAAAAGAUAUGACGUUUUAAUUUUAGACAAAAUGGUUUUAAAUGUAUUUUGUUUUAGCAUGGUUGUAAAGUAUCUUCAUGAUGUUUUAAUAUUCACUGUAACAACUUGUCAUGUUUUCAUGGACUGGUGUAUGUGUUUGUGUAAAUACAAGUCCAGGUAUGAAAUCCUUAUUUAGAAGAGGCAAAUAAGAGCCAUUUUAGAAUGGCUUGAUGAAAAGAAUUUUUUAUCUGUCAUUUUUUCUUACCAGUAUAUAAGACUUGGCUGACCAUCAAUUUAAAUUAUAAAUUUUUACCCCCCUCCCCCGCACCAUUAAAGAAAAUAUGGUAUAUUAUUUUGCUUAUGUUAGUCAGUCUGUUGGUCAAUUCAUAGACCAUUUGAUGUCCAGUCAGCAGGUUAGUGGUCAGGCCUGUGGCUGCCAAACUUAAUAGCAUCAUUAUACAUACCCCCCCCCCCCUCCCCACACAUACAAAACGAAGUUUGGGGGCGGGGUAUAUAGGAGUGAGCUUGUCGGUCCUUUGGUGUUCUUGAUUUCCGGACAAUAACUGAAAUAAUGAAAGGCUUGACAGAUUUAUAUAAUUUUUGGUAUACAGGUGUAACAUAUUAGAAUACAGGUCAAGUUCAACUUUGAGGUCAGUAGGUCAAAGGUCAAGGUCACAAUAGUUAAACGGUUUCCAUAUGAUAACUUGAGAACACUUGGUCCAAGGAUCAUAAAUUUUGAUACACCAGUGUAAAAUUGUAAAGUACAGGUCAAGUUCGACUUUUUGGUCAGUAGGUCAAAGGUCAAGGUCACAAUGACCCAGAACAGUUAAACGGUUUCCGGAUGAUAACUUGAGAAAGCUUGGACCUAGGAUCAUAAAUUUUGGUACACAGGUUUAACAACAUAAAAUACAGGUCAAGUUUGACUGAGGUCAGUAAGUCAAGGAUCAAGGUCGCAAUGGCCUGGAACAGUUUUCCGGAUAAUAUCUUGAGAUCGCUUGGACCUAGGGUCAUGAAAGUUGAUAGGGAGGUUGGUCAUGACCAGCAAAUGACCCCUAUUUAUUUUGAGGUAAGAGGCCAAGGUCACAGUGACCUGUAACAGUUAAACCAUUUCCAGACAUUCACUUGAGAACGCUUGGGCCUAGGACCAUGAAUGUUGAUAGGAUGGUUGGUAAUGACCAGCAGAUGACACCUAUUAAUUUUGAGGUUGCAGGUCGAAGGUCAAGGUCACAGUGACCUGCAACAAUUAAAUGGUCUCUUGAAGAGGACUUGAGAACGCUUGUGCCUAGGAUCACGAAACUUAAUAGGGAGGUUGAUCAUGACCAGCAGAUGACCCCUAUUGAUUUUUAGGUUCGACUUUGACAUUUGCUUACUUCUGUGACAAGGCCGUAUUGUAGGGGUAUAAUUAAUCACUCCUGUGACAGCUCUAGUUAAACCUAUGGGCAUCAAAUUUUAUAGGAUGAUAAAUUUCCUGUAGAAGAUGUAUAGGGGUCAGUAUGUUAAUGUUAAAAAAGACUCAAAAUAGUUUUCAAUGUAUUACAUGAGUAUGCUUGGAUUUUUAAGUUUAGUCAGUCAACAGUCUAAAUCAUAAUGACCUUAUGGAGUCAAAGUAAUUGCUGAUCAAUAACUGUAGAAUAUUUGAACGAAUGGUGUUUAAACUUCAUAGGUCGUUGAUGCCUAUUGUUUCGUGUUAGUAAAGGUCAAAAGUCAAGAUAACAUUGAGUCUGGAAAUUGCUUUCCAAUUUAUCUCCAAUUGGUUAUCAGUGGAGACUCGUGUCAUUUCCUUACAUUUCUUGUUAAAUUAACAUAUAAACUACAUUAUUUACUGGAAUCAAGGUUGAUCACUAAAUGCAGGAAAAUUUGUACCACAUGUUAAGUUAAUUUAUUUGAGGAAGUUAUUUUAUACAUUACUAGUCCCUUACUGGUUGAAAACCAGUUUCCGGAACUAUAGGAUUGCGUUUUUCCGUCAGUCCAUCCACAAUUUCCUGUCCGGUCCGUAACUCUGUCAAUCAUCAUAGGAUUUAAAUAUUACUUAGCACAAAUGUUUCCCAUGACGAGACAUGUCAUGCGCAAAACCCGGACCCCUAGCUUAAAGGUCAAGGUCAUAUUUCGAGGUCAAAUGUCAACAGGUCUUUUUACUCGAUAAUGCAUGGAGAGAUUUUAUUAUUGCUUGGCAGAAAUGUUCCCCAUAAUAAGAUGAUGUGUCAUGCACAACUUUCAGACCCUUAACUGAAAGGUCGGGGUCACUCUUGGUGGUCAAAGGUUAACAUGGCAUGAAAAGGAUUUGUUUUGUGCCCAGUCCAGAACUCUUCCAUCCAUUAAGGGAUUACAAUAUAACAUGGCAUAAAUGUGUCCAGUAAUCAGACAAGUGUCAUGCACAACACCCAGACUCCUAGCACAAAGGUCAGGGUCACAUUAGAGGUCAAAUGUCAAUAAAUUUUAUUUCCUGUUUGGUCCAUAAAGGGAUUUUAACAUUACUUGCACAAAUAUUCCCCAUGGUGACAUGCCAGGUGCAAAACCUUGACCUGAAGGUCAAAGUCUCACUUGAAGUUCCAAAGUCAACAUUGAUCUUGUCCUAUCCAUAUUUUUAUCUAAGCUCACGCGUCAUAUGGACUCAGUUAAAAAAAUGUUGGUGUAUUUUCUUCAGAAUUACUUUCCUUUAAUGUGAUAAUUUCUUAUAUAUUUUCCCACCAAUUUAAAAAUGAAAUGUUAUUAAAAUUAAAAAUAAAUAUAUUGUCAUUUAAAAAUAAGGAUCUAUUGAAUAAAUAACCAUGGCUUAUUAUGUUAUUUGCGCUAAGAAUUGAUAUCAUCUUUUAACAUUUCACUACUUUGCUUAAACUGGGCAGGGCGGUAAUUCAAACCCAAGUUAAAUGUACACCCAUAAAACAAGUGACAAGAAUCCCCCAUCACAUCUUUUAAAAUCAAACUAACCUUGACUUUAUGGACUUGGUAUUGCAUGGCAGUACUUCAUUCACUUGUUUAUUUUGUAGCAUUAUUGCCAUUGUUUUAUCAGUUAGUAUCUAUUUUGGAUCUCCUAUACAUUAGUAAGCAUUUUAUCAAAAUCAGAAUUUUAAAAAAAAUUAUCAGCUGUUUCGUUUUUGCAUAUUUUUUUUCUUUCAGGCAUCUUAGGAAUUAUUGAAAAUGCGGUUUCUGUUAAAGGAUUUAAUUGAGAUCCAUCAUGGGAUGAAAAACAAUCUGGCAGCAUUCUAGAAAUUCAGGUUUUAAAAGAUUUGUAAAAAGGACAUUUCCAGUUAGCUUAGGAGUUUUUUUAACAUGACAAAAUACACAAUUUGAGGUCCUCAGUUAUUCAUUUUUUUCCUAAAUACAUGUAGAAAAGCCAAAGCAAAUUGCUGUUUAUCUCUGCAAAAUUUGUUGCAUUUUGCAAACAUGGGGCAUGUAUGGGCCAAACAAAUGAUUUUAAUUAUUGUUACAAAAGUAAUGCUAAAACUCGUUUCUGAUGUUGGUAUAAAAGUGGGGAUGGGCAUUUAAACUGGGGAAUACGGUAUUAAAAAAUGUUAAAACUUAUACUUGCAUAUGGAAGAAAACUGUUGCUACUUGUUCUUUAAAUUCAGUGAGUUUCAGCAGAUCUCCUUUCGUUUCUUGAUUUUUUCUUUCUUUAUUUUGCAAGUACUUUUCUUAGAGUUAACAAUAAUUGAUCAUGUUUACAUUUUGAGUUUCUCAUCUCUGCGAUACACCACUCAAGUAUUGAAAUUUCCUCAGAUAUAGAAACAAACUUUUGGUGAAAACUUACUAAAGCAACUAUUUAUGUACUUACAAAUUCGUUUUAAAGUGGACGAUUAAGGCAGUUUUUGUUUUCUGAUAUCCCCAUUAUAUGAUGUAUAAUAAUUUCAUGAGUUGUUGAAAUAAAUGUUUAAAAAUAUGUGAUGUAAUUGAUGAAUAAAAAUUAUAAAAUCCUUUUUAAAACAUGACAAAAAAAUAAAUAAAAUGUAAAAUUGA
Messenger RNA from Mercenaria mercenaria, 14268 nucleotides. RefSeq names its product terminal nucleotidyltransferase 4B-like. Gene Ontology annotation, molecular function: poly(A) RNA polymerase activity; mRNA binding. Gene Ontology annotation, cellular component: TRAMP complex; nucleolus. The coding region runs from base 118 to 2184 and encodes 688 amino acids. Lineage: Eukaryota; Metazoa; Mollusca; Bivalvia; Venerida; Veneridae. Gene Ontology annotation, biological process: RNA 3'-end processing. The record is from RefSeq and is a predicted model, not a curated record. The transcript is spliced from 11 exons.